AUGUAUACCAAAACUCUCAUUCUCUCAUUCGCUGCCAUUGCGGCCGCCACACCUUUGUCGAUCCGAUCGGAUUACACUGUCGGGCCGUUCAAUACCUGUUCCGCCUCUGAUAAGGCGCAGACCAGCUGCCGUAACACCACUUUAAUCCAAGACGAUUGCUGUAUCGAGACUCGUGGUGGACAGCUUCUGCUCACCCAAUUUUGGGACUGGAAUCCAGCAAAGGGUCCUUCUGCUUCAUGGACCAUUCACGGACUAUGGCCCGAUCGAUGCGAUGGCACCUACGAAGGUUACUGUGACCCAUCGCGCGAAGUAACCGGCGACGAAAUCACCGAAAUCAUCCAAAAGAACGGCGGCCACAACCUCCUCCGCUACAUGCGUCGUUACUGGAAAGAUAAUGCCAGCGUUGACGGAAACCUCUGGUCGCACGAGUAUAACAAACAUGCUACAUGUUUCUCCUCCGGAAGGCCUGAAUGUUACGCCUCAAACAAUAACGCCACUCAUCCACAGAAGGAUGUAUUCGAUUAUUUCUACAGAACCGUAGAGUUGUUUAAGGGUCUUGAUACCUAUAAGGUGUUGAAGGCUGGCGGAAUUGUGCCAAGCAAGACGAAGACCUACACUUUGGAGGAGAUCCAAGCGGCUAUUAAGAAGGCCUUUGGGGUUACCGCUACAAUUGGGUGCACUAAGGGAACCGGGGAGAUUGCGGAAGUUUGGUAUCAUUUCCACGUUAAGGGUGGUAAUGUCUACAAUGGAGAGUACUUGCACAUUGACGGAGGCAAGUCCUUCUGCCCCGACACCGGAAUUAAGUAUCCACCAAAGGAGAAGUCAGAGGAGAACUAA
Orbilia oligospora ATCC 24927 is the source of this 837-nucleotide messenger RNA. RefSeq lists its product as uncharacterized. The transcript has 3 exons. Bases 1 to 837 code for a protein of 278 amino acids. NCBI's taxonomy places the organism in Eukaryota, Fungi, Ascomycota, Orbiliomycetes, Orbiliales, Orbiliaceae. The record is from RefSeq and is a predicted model, not a curated record. Gene Ontology annotation, biological process: RNA catabolic process. Gene Ontology annotation, cellular component: extracellular region. Gene Ontology annotation, molecular function: RNA binding; ribonuclease T2 activity.